UGAAAGAGUUUCGUUUUCUUCGUUAUAAUCGCAAUGAAUCGUCAAGAGCUGUAGAUAGUUUCAAACUACGCUGCAGCCGAGUCUGUCGCACUGUUACUGCUGUCAGAGUUAAAGGUGAGGUGAGUCGCAAUGGCAUCUGAUAAUGAUGAAACAUGGGAGACUCUCAUUGAAGACUUUAGGCCGAGGCUGCGAGAGCUAGUUGUGGUGGAGCGGGUUCUGGAUCACGUUCAUUUUAUCGAAAAGGAGCAAAAGGAACAGAUCAGACAAAAGGCGAGGAGCGAGGGUAACAUAGCGGCCGUGGAGCUCCUCAUUAACGCAGUCGUUAAGAAACCUCACACCCUCGGCUGGUUCAGGGCGUUUGUGGACGCGUUGCAAAAUGGGGGUUGCGAAUAUGCAGCGGACUGUAUGGAGUGCAAGCUCCCGGGGCCUGAGGAGGAGGCAGAGAACGAUUACUGUGUCCGGCUUAUUCAAGUCCUGUCUCCAGGUCUUCUGAGCAUGAAGACCGAUGACGUGUGUGAACACUGUUACUCUGAAGAGCUGCUCACCCAUGAGGACUAUGAGAUUAUUAGAGCUGAAAUAGCAAACAGAGGAUCCAUAAGUGGAGCUCGUGAACUUCUGAGAAACAUCGUGAGAGGUCGACCAGGGUGGUUUUCAAAAUUUCUCAAAAUUCUGCGUGACACUGAACAUCAGUACCUGUUUGAGCUGACUGGAGGUGGAGCAUCACCUGACUGUGACAAACCAGGCUCAGAUGAGAAACUUCCCUCUCAGAAAGAUGAACCCAAAGGAAGCGAAGGCGUCACAGGGGAGAAUCCGGCAUCAACUGAAAGCCGCUGCAGUAGCCCAGACUUUAUGGACACCAGCACAACAGAGGAUCCUGAAGACACAGACCUGUACGAGGGAGCGAGCACUGACUCCAGACGACUGCCAAACAGCCUGGAGCCCUCACAACCAGCAGCAGCCAGAGGCCGAGAAGACGCUGAUAUUGUUCUUCGAGAUUAUCAGAUGGACGUCGCAAGACCUGCCUUGAAGGGGAAAAACAUCAUCAUAUGCCUCCCAACAGGAAGUGGUAAAACCAGAGUUGCAGUUUAUAUUACCAUAAAACAUCUGGACUGCAGGAGGGCAGAGGGGCAAUCAGGAAAAGUGGUUGUCCUAGUGAACAAGAUUCCUCUUGUUGAGCAGCACUUCACUGCAGAGUUCUUGCCAUUUCUGAAGCAGAACUACAAAGUGGAGAGAGUCAGUGGAGACUGCCAGCUCAAAAUCUCUUUCACAGAGAUUGUGAAGAAAAAUGACGUCAUCAUAUGCACGGCCCAGAUCCUGGAAAACUACCUGGAGAGGUCUAACAAAGGGGAGGACGAAGGGGUGAACUUAAGCGAUCUGACACUGAUCGUAAUAGAUGAGUGUCACCACACUCAGAAAGGAGGAGUCUACAACCACAUCAUGAUGCGCUACCUGAAGCAGAAGCACAAGAACACAAGGCUGAAGAAGGAGCAGAAGCAGACCGUGCCCCUCCCUCAGAUUCUGGGCCUGACCGCCUCACCGGGGGUCGGGGGAGCCACGAAAAUGGAUAAAGCGGUGGAUCACAUCCUGAAAAUUUGUGCAAACUUGGAUGCUUCCAAAAUCAUGACAGGGAGCCUUGGGGAAUACAAAAAGGAACCAAGGAAAAAAACUUUAACUGUUGAAGACAGAAAAGAGGAUCCCUUUGGUGAUGUCAUUAAGAAAAUCAUGAAUGCCAUUCAUACCCAUGCCGAACUGAGCCCAACCUGCGACCUUGGCUCUCAGAAUUAUGAACAGUGGGUUGUUCAAAAAAAGGUAAAAGCUACAACAGACGAGGAUCACAAAGUGCGGGUUUGUGCGGAGCACCUUCACCUGUACAACGAGGGUCUGAAUCUCGGCAACACCAUUCGCAUGCGUGAUGCUUUCAGUUUCCUCAACAAAAGCCACGAGGAGGAGUUGAAGAAAAAAAUAUCCCCAGAUGAGGAUCAGAAGAUACAAAUCACAGAAACUGAGAGAUUCCUCUUCAAUCUGUUUAAAGAGAACAAGGAAGAGCUGCAGACGCUCGCACAGAAUCCAGAUUAUGAAAAUGACAGCCUGUCGAAACUACAAAGUAAAAUUCUGCACGAGUUCAGCAGCAGGGAGGAGGCCAGAGGGAUCAUUUUCACCAAAACACGUCGCAGUGCCAUUGCUCUCAGCCAGUGGAUUCAGGAAAACCUUAAGUUUGCUGACAUUGGAGUGAAAGCCUCGUAUGUCAUUGGCGGAGGAGACCAGAGCGUUGUUAAACCCAUGACCUCUGCAGAGCGAAACGACGUGUUGAGCAAAUUCCGCAGUGGUGAUGUCAACUUGCUGAUCGCUACCACGGUGGCAGAGGAAGGUUUGGACAUACCGGCCUGCAAUUUUGUUAUCCGGUACGGCCUUGUGACCAAUGAGAUCGCCAUGAUCCAGGCUGAAGGUAGAGGAAGAGCCGAGGACAGCACUUACACUCUGGUCGAGGUGAAGAACUCUGGGGUGGCUGGAAAGGAGUAUGUCAAUGAGUACCGCAAGGACAUGAUGCACAAAGCCAUUGACAAAAUCAAAACCAUGAAUCAGGGGGAUUAUGACAAACAGAUCUUAGAGUUUCAGAUGCAGGCCAUAUUGGAGGAAAAGGUGAGAGUGACCAAGAAGAAGCACAAAGACAUGAAGACUGAGAACCCAUCCGAAGUGAAGUUUAGCUGCCGAGGCUGCAGCCUAGAUGUCUGCUCCGGCGAAGACAUCCAGGUCAUCGAAAACAUACACAGAGUCAAUGUUACGCCAGAGUUUAGUGAACUCUUCAAUCUGACGGAAAACACCACUCUGCAGGAGCGACUUCUAGAUUAUGAGACCAAUGGCUUCAUAUCUUGCAAGAACUGUGGGCAGAGAUGGGGUUCGAUGAUGAUGUACCGUGGCAUCGAGUGCCCCUGCCUCCAUGUGAAAAACUUUGUGGUGACGUGCAGUGGGAAGAAGAUUGGCAAAUGCACCAAGUGGAGUGAGCUGGCCGUCAAGUUUUCUGCCUUUGACUACGCUGAAAAUGCAAGGCGGGUGGCAGAGAGCUCUGACGAUGACGAGACAGCAUGAAUUCAAACUAUGUAGAAUCAUGAAAAGGCUGAUUACUUAGGCUCAUACAGCAUGAAUUCCCCAUCACACUGUGUUUAAUGCAAACGCUUUCUUUUGAGUGUCACAUUGUCAUUAGAACUGGACUAGCCGAUGGUGGUGGUGGAGCAAUUUUAUCAUCUUACAGAUAUGUUAAUCCACAAAUCUCUGCACUUGUCAAAAUGUGGGUUUGCACUGUGAUUGUUGUUGAUCUUUUACUAUAAGAUAUUUACUGGUGAAACACUUGAACAAUCAUAAAAUAUACAGUAUAUGUAAGUGUGCAUAUCUGGUAACAACUAAACUGGGGGGGGGGUCGAAAAAUAAAUAAAUUUCCUCUCAAACCCCUGAGGUCUCAUGAGACGGGAGCCACUGAGCCUGUGAUAGCCCCUUAGAGCCCACCUGUCAACACACAUGCAGACAAACAGAUGCUGAUGAUUUUCCAUGAAACCCAACUGUUCGUGAUCCACUACUACCGAGCUAUUUAUAGAACUGGUUUUUAACAAUUGUUCCCGGCAUACAGAUAAGAUACGUGAUCUUAUUGUCUGGGAUGUACGAACCUAUAGAUCCUCAUGUGUAAAAACUGUGUCCACUAUUUCACUUUUUUUUUUUUUUUCUCCAUUUAUAUUUUGAAUAACUAAUCCACAAUAUAAUAAAACUCUUUUCCCCAUGAAUAACCUGACU
Molecule: messenger RNA, 3783 nt
Organism: Seriola dumerili (greater amberjack)
Lineage: Eukaryota; Metazoa; Chordata; Actinopteri; Carangiformes; Carangidae
Gene: ifih1
Product: interferon induced with helicase C domain 1
Exons: 16
Coding region: 130-3087 (985 amino acids)
Biological process (GO): response to virus; innate immune response; positive regulation of interferon-beta production
Cellular component (GO): cytoplasm
Molecular function (GO): single-stranded RNA binding; ATP binding; double-stranded RNA binding
Source: RefSeq, a predicted model, not a curated record